Glycine soja is the source of this 6513-nucleotide messenger RNA. RefSeq names its product piezo-type mechanosensitive ion channel homolog. Bases 1 to 6117 code for a protein of 2038 amino acids. The record is from RefSeq and is a predicted model, not a curated record. The transcript is spliced from 11 exons. Lineage: Eukaryota; Viridiplantae; Streptophyta; Magnoliopsida; Fabales; Fabaceae.
AUGACUCAUGAACUUUACGAGUUGAUUAAUUUCAUUAAUUGGUACACCUUGCAGAUUUCCUUGCUGGCUCUAUCAUUAUGGAGUUUUCACUUCGCUAGUCUGUGCUCAUUUGGAUUGCUUGCUUAUGUGGGAUACAUCUUGUAUGCCUUCCCUUCCAUGUUGCGGUUGCAGCAUUUAAAUGGCAUGCUUCUUGUUUUUAUUCUGUUUUGGGUAUCUAGCACGUAUAUCUUCAAUGUAGCAUUCGCUUUCUCCAAUAACAAAUCAUGGAAGGAUAUGGAGAUAUGGGAAACUAUAGGCUUGUGGCAUUACCCUAUCCCAGGAUACUAUUUGCUUGCCCAAUUUGGUCUUGGUUUUCUUGUUGCUAUGUGUAAUCUUGUGAACAGUUCAGUGUUAUUGUGCAUUACUGAUCAAGAACAAUUAACAGCUGAUGAAUCUGUUGUGGAAGGCCUGCUUAAUCAUAUCCAUUCAGUGGAUUUCUUCCAAAUAUCAGUUCUCGCUUGCUUCUGUGCAAUUCACAAUCAUGGGCUGCAAACACUCCUUUCAUUUUCAGCUAUUGUACGGCAAACAUCUUGCCCUCCAGUUGGCUUUAGCAUCUUGAGAGCUUUCUUGAUCAAACCAGUUCGUUUAUCAGGUUAUAGUCCAAGAUCUAGUGAGAGCCAGGGAACUCAUGAGAGGAAGACUAUAUCAUAUCUGGAGGUCAUAAGACAGAAUUUCCUUUCCAUUUAUCGGUUAUGUGGCAAAUACAUUGCCUUCCUAACAAUUCUCUUCAAUGUAUACCUUUGCACGCCCAACUAUGCUUCAUUUGGUUACUUAUUCUUUCUUCUACUGUGGAUUAUUGGAAGACAACUUGUAGGGAAAACAAGAAAGCAUCUUUGGUAUCCUAUGAAAGUGUAUGCUAUAGUGGUGUUUGUCUCCAUUUACAGCAUUGGCGCCUUUUCCAGCUCUGAGAUUUGGUUUCCCAGGAUCAUUGAUCUUCAAACUGCGCUUGGUUAUAACCCAGCAUCUUCAAUGUUGCAAAACAUUUGGGGAUCUUUGGCUGUAUUGGUAGUGAUGCAGCUAUAUAGCUAUGAAAGGAGGCAAAGCAAAAGAUCUGGAUCAAGUGACUAUGAUGCACCAGAAAUAAGACCUCUUGCUUUUGCCAGAUGUCUUUUGGUCCGGCAUGCCGAGAAAAUACUAUAUCUUGCCCUAUUUUAUGCAUCCUUAUCACCUAUAAGUGCAUUUGGUUUCCUGUAUCUUCUCGGUUUAAUUAAUUGUUCAAGAUUACCAAAGUUGUCUCAGAUUCUUGCAAAAGUAUUCCUAGUUUAUUCAGGACUUCUUAUAAUGGCUGAAUAUCUUUUCCAGAUGUGGGGAGAUCAGGCUGAGAUGUUCCCUGGUCAAAAGCACUUCCAGUUAUCUUUAUUUAUGGGUUUACAGUUGUAUAAACCUGGUUUUAAAGGUUUGGAGUCAGGUUUAAGGGGAAAGGUUGUAGUUAUUGUGGCAUGUAUACUUCAAUACAAUGUUUUUCAUUGGAUGGAGAAAAGGCAUGUUUAUGGAAAUGGAGGAAAAUGGAAUGAGCCUUGUCCUCUAUUCAAUCCAAUAGAAGUUCCUAAUGAAACUACUGCCUGUACCCCACAAAGCAAACAAUUAGAAAAUGCAACUUCAGCAACAUUUAAAAGAGGUGGAAGAAAUCAUUCAAUGCCAACUGUUAAUUCUGCAUUAUCACAAGGGCCAGGUUCAGGGCCCGAAAGAGAGAGUGCCAAAGAAAUUAGACAUUUUCAUUUCUGGGAGAGUUCCAAGGAUAGCUUGAAGUGGAAUAGAAAGCGGAUUCUUUUCUUGAGAAAAGAGAGGAUGGAGAUGCAGAAGACUGUUUUAAAAGUAUCUUUGAAGUUCUGGAUGGAAAAUAUGUUCAAUUUAUUUGGUCUUGAAAUCAACAUGCUUGCUUUGCUUCUUGCUAGUUUUGCGGUAUUGAAUGCCAUCUCUUUGCUCUAUAUAGCGUCACUUGCUGCUUGUGUUCUUCUUCAUCGGCUAAUUAUUAAAAAACUAUGGCCUAUUUUUGUUAUGCUAUUUGCUUCCAUCAUUGUUAUUGAAUACUUGGCUAUUUGGAUGCGCCUCACUUUUACGAACCAACAAAUUGAAGAACAAGUACCAUGCCAUGACUGCUGGAGAGUAUCAAAUAUAUAUUUUAGCGACUGCAAAAAAUGUUGGCUAGGAAUUAUUGUCGAUGACCCUCGUAUGCUUAUUUGGUAUUAUGGGGUUUUCAUGUUUUCAUGUUUCAAAUUCCGUGCUGACCAGUCUUCUUGUCUCACUGGACUAGAGGUGUAUAAAAAAAUACUCUCUCAAUGGAACUCUGCUUCUGUACUAAAUGAUCUUUCAUUUGAAACAAAAGGAUACUGGACAUUCAUCGACCACCUGAGGCUUUAUAGUUACUGUCACUUGCUAGAUUUUGUUCUUUCAUUGAUUUUGAUUACAGGAACUCUUGAAUAUGAUAUUCUGCAUCUUGGCUAUCUUGGUUUUGCUCUGGUUUUCUUCCGAAUGAGGCUAAAAAUACUAAAGCAGGGAAAUAAAAUAUUUAGAUUCUUAAGGAUGUACAAUUUUGUCCUUAUUGUCAUGUCUCUUGCAUAUCAAUCUCCUUUUGUUGGAGACUUCAGUGAUAUCAAACAUGGUUCAAUAGAAUCCAUGAAAGAAUUGGUUGGAUUCCACAAGUAUGAUUAUGGAUUUCGAAUUACAUCUAGAUCAGCAUUUGUGGAAAUCAUAAUAUUUGUGUUAGUAGCACUACAGUCAUACAUGUUUUCAUUUUCAGAGUUUGAUUAUGUUUCAAAAUAUCUCGAGAAAGAGCAGAUUGGGGCGAUACUUAGACAGCAGGAGAAGAAAUCUGCUUGGAAGAUAGCUCAGUUGCGGCAUAUACGUAAAGCUGAAGAGUUGAAGCAUCUCCGAAGCUUGCAGGUAGAAAAGAUGAAAUCAGAGAUGCUAAAUCUUCAAAAUCAGCUUCAUAAUAUGAGCACUGAAGCAAAUUGUAGUAAUGCACACCUAGAUUUGCAUGAGGAAAAUGGAUCCAGGAAGCAAGAUCGUGAUAUAACUACUGAGUCAAUAGGCCCAUUUGAUGGGAACCAAUUUCUACUGAGUGAAAAAUCAAAAAGUCCAUUGGUACCACAAUACCGGAAGUAUCCAAAGGAUUCUUUGCAUGAAAUUGUGGAGUUAAAGGAAAGAACUAAAAAUAAUGAUGUUUUGGAUUUAGAAAUAAGAAAUCGUUAUAAACUUCCAGCCAGGAAAAAUGCUUUAGUUUCAGCUAUACAUUUCAUAGGGAAUGGAGUAUAUCAGGUGCAGUCGCUUGGAAAUAUGGCAGUUAAUAAUCUAAUGAACUAUCUGAAGAUAGAACAUGGAGAACUAGAGUCAACUGAAGAUUCUUCAGAGGAUGAGGAGUACUAUGAGAUUGAAAUUGAGAAUCAGAAUAUGGGUGCCGAACCUCUGGAACCUACAAUUUCCACACACUCUAUUCAUGAGCAUACUGUGCCUGAUACUGCUUUCCUCCAAAUUGGAAUUAUUUUACGUUACAUGUGGUCCCGAAUGAGGUCAAAUAAUGAUGUUGUUUGCUAUUGCUGCUUUAUUCUAAUAUAUCUAUGGUACUUCAGUUUGCUUUCUGUGGUCUAUCUAGCAGCACUCUUCUUAUAUGCUCUCUGUCAAAAUACUGGUCCCAGUUACAUAUUUUGGGUUAUUAUGCUAAUCUAUACGGAGGUGUGCAUUUUGCUUCAGUAUUUGUAUCAAAUCAUCAUUCAACACACUGAGUUUGCAUUCCAUGACAGCUUACUUCAAAAAUUAGGAUUUCCUGCAAAGAAAAUAACAUCGUCUUUUGUGACAAGCAACUUACCAUUCUUCCUGGUAUAUAUAUUCACUCUCUUGCAAAUCUCCAUAACUGUGAAGGAUGGGGGUUGGAUAGUUACUGCAGAUCUCAGCCUUUAUAAGAGAAGAAAUCAGAGCUACACAGAGGAUUUAAAGUGCUCCACCUACCAAGAGAGAUUACAGAGAUUAUUUAUACCACUGAAAAAUAUACUGAAACUGUUGAUCAGAAGCCUCUGUAGGUACUGGAAAUCAUUGACAUGGGAAGCAGAAACUCCCCCUUACUUUGUUCAGCUGUCUAUGGAAGUUAACUCAUGGCCAAAAGAGGGAAUUCAGCCAAAGAAAAUUGAAUCAAGAAUAAAUAAGUUGCUGAAGAUCUUGCAUAAGAGAAGAUGCAAAGAGGAGAACCAUUUUAAGUUGCACUCAGCAAGUAGGGUUCGUGUACAGAGCAUUGAAAAAGGUGAAGAAAAGGAAAACUUGUGUCUUGUUGUUUUUGAGGUGUUAUAUGCCUCCCCUCCAAUUGAAUUUGCUGCUGAAGAAUGGUACAGUUCAUUAACUCCAGCGGGAGAUGUAUCCAAUGAGAUUCAGAAAGCUCAACAUGCUGGUAUUUUUAAACAAAUUGGGUUUCCAUAUCGCAUACUUUCCGUCAUUGGUGGUGGAAAAAAGGAAAUUGAUCUGUAUGCCUACAUCUUUGGAGCUGAUUUGGCUGUUUUCUUCUUAAUUUCCAUUUUUUAUGAAUCGGUCAUGAAAGCUAACAGUGAGUUUCUUGAAGUCUAUCAGCUUGAAGAUCAAUUCCCAGAAGAUUUUGUAUUAGUUCUCAUGGUUGUCUUUUUCUUGAUCGUGCUUGAUCGAAUUAUAUACCUCUGCUCAUUUGCACCAGGAAAAGUUAUUUUCUAUUUAUUCAACCUUAUUCUGUUCACAUAUUCAGUCACAAAAUAUGCCUGGGACAUAGAUCCUUUGCACAGAUAUUCUGGAAGACUAGCACUGCGUGCCAUUUAUCUCACAAAAGCAAUUUCUCUGGUUUUGCAAGCCAUACAACUUCAUUUUGGGAUUCCACACAAGAGCACUUUGUACAGGCAGUUUUUGACAAGUAGUGUUUCUCGAAUUAAUGUUUUGGGUUUUCGACUAUAUCGUGCUAUACCUUUUCUUUAUGAAUUGAGAUGCGUGCUAGAUUGGUCUUGCACAACAACAUCUUUGACUAUGUAUGACUGGCUGAAGUUGGAAGAUAUUCAUGCAAGUCUGUUUCUUGUCAAAUGUGAUGUGGAUUUGAAUAGAGCCAGGCACCAACAAGGACAAAAGCAAACAAAAACGACAAAGUUCUGCAAUGGGAUAUGUUUAUUUUUUGUGUUACUGUGUGUCAUGUGGGCUCCAAUGCUGAUGUAUAGCAGUGGUAACCCAACAAAUAUUGCGAACCCAAUCAAAGAUGCAAGUGCUCGGGUUGAUAUAAAGACAUCAAGUGGAAGGUUGACAUUGUUUGAGACUACUUUGUGCGAAAAGAUAUCUUGGGAAAAGCUUGAAGCACGCAAAAGUUUGGAUCCCCUGGGUUAUCUUAGAGCAUACAAUGAGAAAGACAUUCAAUUAAUUUGUUGCCAAUCAGAGGCAAGUACAUUGUGGCUUGUUCCGCCAAUUGUGCAGGCCAGAUUUAUAAAGUCCCUUAGGUGGAACAUGGACAUUACUUUCUCCUGGGAAUUUAUCAGAGAUAGGCCUAAAGGAAAGGAAGCAGUAAAGUAUGAACUAACCAUACUGGAGCAGGAUCUUCCCAAAUCUUCAGAAGUGACUAAAGUUUUCAAUGGUAGUUCAAAUAGUUUCACUGUAUUCAAUAUUUACCCGAGAUAUUUUCGGGUCACGGGCUCUGGAGAUGUGCGGUCCCUUGAACAGUCGGUGGAGCUUGUCAGUGGGGAUCUUGUUCUUAACCGUGGAGAUCCAGAGUGGUGGUCCUUUUAUGAUUUGGGCAUCUUAGGUUCACAUGGAUGUGGGAAGUUCCCAGGACCUAUGGCUAUAAUUGUAUCUGAAGAAACCCCACAGGGCAUUAUUGGUGACACUCUGAGCAAGUUCAGCAUCUGGGGUUUAUACAUUACCUUCGUGCUAGCAGUUGGACGUUUUAUCAGAUUACAAUGUUCUGACUUGCGAAUGAGAAUUCCUUUUGAGAAUCUUCCUUCUUGUGACAGAUUGAUGGCAAUAUGUGAAGACAUAUAUGCUGCAAGAGCUGCUGGAGAGCUUGAAGUGGAAGAGGUUUUGUAUUGGACUCUGGUUAAAAUCUACCGUUCUCCACACAUGCUGUUAGAGUAUACUCAGACUGAAUAAAUACUUCAAAGGGUUGGAAGAUUUGCAGUCUCCUACUGCGUGCGUGAGUCAUUGCAGACAAUUGAGCAUGGCCCAAUUCUUCGAUGGAAACGCAAAGCAGGAAGAGGAAGACCAACCACGUGUAAAGGCUGCUCAAUUAUAUGAAUCUCGAGUGUAUGAAGCCACUCAAACAAUCAAGAUUUUACUCGAGGAUUCUAUUGGUGUGGUUUACUGGUUUUGAUUCUGGGCUGUUCAAGAAUAGGUCGACCUAGUAUACACACAGCUGGUAAAGAUUACUCAAAAUUUUAGUGAUUCCUAGUCUACCUUGUCCUUACAUUAAUAAAUGCUGAGAACACAUAUUUUUAAUAUAUUUUUUUUAUUGAUUGAAAUUUAUUAAAAAUCAUAAAUUUAUUAAAA